AAUAUGGGGUGAAGAAGCCGAGAAGGUGAUGGAAUUGGAGUGGUAAUAGGAAAAAGGUUCCUGGAAAUAGCGAAACACAUCACUGGUAGAAGUAGCAUAGACAGAGUAAAGGGGUAAAGGGUUAAAGGAGAAAGCCGUGAAAAGUACAUCACUGCAUGGGAAUUCUAGCUAUCUUCGCCUCUUUAAUUUUAUCUAAACCCUCGAAGUUGCUGUAAUUCCCAUUUCUUAUCAAUACCCUCUUUCUCUGUCUCCCUCUCUAUAAGCCCUCAAUGUUACACAUAACGAUCUCUCUUAUUUGGUAGCUGAAGCUUACCUUCUCAUUGCCUGCCGGUGGGUUUUCCUAGGCCUAUCUGUGAUAACUGAUAAGGGUCUUAUUCGUUUCUCUAUUAGCCUUUCAAGGGCGUUCUUCUUUCUUCUAUCUUGAGAGGGUUUAUCAUUUUCAAUUAUUGCCUGCUUCUAUAUUCCUGAAAUGGAUUUGCAUGGCACAGACGCUUAGACAUGGACUUUUGGGGUAUUCUAUGACUUCAAAGAUGCUUUCUCUAAGGGAGUUUUGGAGAAGGCAUAGGAGGAAAAUUCUUAUUGCAGCUGGUGUUUUUGGAAGUGGUUAUUUUCUCUAUAACUUGUAUAAUGCACACAAGAGUAGCCUUGCUGAUUUGGAGAGACAGCAUGCGGAUGAACGGGAACAUGAGGAGCUUAUUAAGGCUCAAAUGCAAGCCCAUUUUGAGAACAUUCAGAGAAUAGCUGAUGCAACAACUUUGCCUCAUGCAAUGCACUAUUUAAGCAGCCGGAUAGCAGAAGAGUUGGACCUUUUGCAGCUUACAGAGAGGCUAAUGAAAGGGAAGGGUCAGCCCAACACUUUGACAUCUUCAGAGAAACUUGAGCUAUGGGACAGACUCAAAAUCUUAAGUUUCACAAGAACAGUGGUCUCGUUAUGUGCAAUGACAAUGCUUUGCUUGUAUAUCAGAACUCAAGUAAAUAUUCUAGGAAGACAUUUGUAUAUUGACACAGCACGUGGUCUUGGAAGCUCACACUUACUCGACGAUGCUGAUCUCAUUGAAAGGGAAGACCAGCAAAAAUUUUUGGCAAGUUCUGAUUUUCUUGCUAAUUAUGGCAUGCCAGCACUGAUUUCUAAUAUCCAAGCAGCAGUAACAGAGGUUCUUAAGAGAAAAGAAUUGAGGGAUUUCUUCAACACCAAGACUCUUCAUGAAACUGUUAUGCAGAUACUUGACUUGUUCAUGAGCAGAGGAAGUCCACAUCACUGGGCAGACUACUUGAUGCCUGAAGAUGCUAGAGUCUACAAGUUAGCCUUAGGUUCCAACAGUGAUGACACAAUAAUUACUGAUACCACAAAAUUUGAACAGCUUAUGGCAGAGGCUCGAGCAGUGCUAUCAAGUGCUGAAUUUGGUAAAGUUGUGGAAAUAUCAUUGAAAGCAAUAGUAGAUGCCCUGGUGGCUGAUGUGGCAGCCGAGUCCGGAGGUGGCAGUCUAGCAUCAGGGAUGCCGCUGGCAAGGCUUUUACCGCGAGUUGCACAAAUGGGUCCGUUAUUGUUUAAUGAACUAAACCAAAAUCGGUUUAUCCAAAUCAUCCUUAGUGUAUCAGAAGUUGAACUCUUCUUCACUCUUCUUUAUGCUAAUAUGCCAACAUAGACUAGUAAGAAUGAGUUUCAUUUCCUUGGACAUUUUCAUUUUGAUUUUUCAUACAUGGGCACCAUUGUAAAUAAUUUGUAUGGUACUAGGUGUGGAUUCACAAAAUUUGAACAGCAUAAAACGAAUAGAAGAGAAUAUUGAGAAAUGUUUCAUUAAGUUGUAAUUCUUUACCAAAUAAUAUUUGUUUGAUUAUGAUGAA
This is a messenger RNA of Hevea brasiliensis (rubber tree), 1845 nucleotides long. Its product is annotated as peroxisome biogenesis protein 3-1. NCBI's taxonomy places the organism in Eukaryota, Viridiplantae, Streptophyta, Magnoliopsida, Malpighiales, Euphorbiaceae. Gene Ontology annotation, biological process: protein import into peroxisome membrane. The transcript is spliced from 7 exons. Gene Ontology annotation, cellular component: peroxisomal membrane. Gene Ontology annotation, molecular function: protein-macromolecule adaptor activity. The coding region runs from base 480 to 1646 and encodes 388 amino acids. The record is from RefSeq and is a predicted model, not a curated record.